ACCACAAAGGAACGGUCUUUUUCGUCAUUUCCGUACUGAUAUGCUAGAAAUAUCUACUUUUCAUUUCAAAGCUUCCUCACUUUUGAAAAUUCCAACUCCAUUAUUCCUCCAUCACUCAUUUGAACAGUCCAUAAUCGGAAAUGGCGGUAGUGGUCGGAAACAUAGCACUAUUACUCGACGGAACUCACGUGAUCACCCCACGUGCUGCUGUCGUGUUACCAGAUCGCAAAACAAAAGACGUUCUUUUGAACUUUUUUGUAAAGAAAGACCCAUGUCAGAAUCAAAGCAUGUACACUUCUAGCGGGUUUGAAAUUGAGAAAGAUAGAGUAAAUCUGAAAGUGGGUUUUAGAGGAAAAGUGAAUUCGAAAGUGGGUUCUGUGGAUUAUGAGAAUUUAAGUGAUGAUGAAAAUGGAAAUGGGUUUGAGGAUGAAGGAGAAAGUGGAGAAGAGUUUGAUUGGGAGAAAGAGAUGAGGAGGAGAGUGAAGGAAAUAGAAGAGAUGAAGGAGUUGGAGAAGAAAGCUGAGGAGUUGCAGAAUCGGGUCGAUGAGGAGUUUGAUGAGGAAGGUGAAAGUAGCGAAGAGACUGAGGAGGAGAAGCGGGAGAGAGUUCGAAGGGAGCUCGAAAAGGUGGCAAAAGAGCAAUCUGAACGCAGAAAAACUGCUCAAUUAAUGUUUGAUUUGGGCCAGAAGGCUUAUGGGAAGGGCAUGUAUGGACGUGCAAUAGAAUUCCUCGAGGGUGCUCUUACUAUCAUUCCUAGACCAACCUUGUUUGGUGGAGAGAUACAAAUAUGGCUUGCUAUGGCUUAUGAAGCUAAUAACCGCCAUGCUGACUGCAUUGAUUUGUAUAAGCAAUUAGAAAGGAAACAUCCCAGUAUCAGUAUCCGACGUCAAGCUGCAGAGCUUCGCUAUAUAUUGCAAGCACCUAAGCUGAAGAUAUCUCAAGAAGAAAUGGUUACCAUACCACUAAUCGGUUCUAGCUAUGAUAGUGGAUAGCAAGGGUCAGGUUUGGAAUGUGACUUCAGAUGAUUAACAAGAACUUUUUCUUGUGUUGACGCUUUGGAUGAAUGAAUUAUUUAGGGGUUGUAUUCUCCUUCUUCCUUUCCUUCUCUCGUUCUUUCUUUCUUUUUUCAUUUCUCAUUUUGAAAGUAUUUUGUUUCAUGGUUGAGGGUGCCUUUUCCUGGUCGGACCUUUGGAAUCUCUUCUUUCUUCUCAAAUGAAUGAGGGUACCUUUUAAUAUGAAGUAGAUUUUCAGCUCCUAAUGUGCCAGUUUUUAAGGGGUAUGAUCAGAUAUGAGACCUUUCUAAGAAACUGAAGCUUGUUGAUGCUUGGAUAAUCUGACUAGUUGUAUUGUAGA
Molecule: messenger RNA, 1353 nt
Organism: Nicotiana tabacum (common tobacco)
Lineage: Eukaryota; Viridiplantae; Streptophyta; Magnoliopsida; Solanales; Solanaceae
Source: RefSeq, a predicted model, not a curated record